AUGGAUCUUCGUCUCCGCGAAGCAGAAACUCCAGCGAAGGGUUCCGCAACGGGACCAGUUGCGCUCAUCAAAGCCAGGCCCUCUGCAAUCAAGACUGAGGACACAGAAGACGGUGCCGCCCGAUCUUCUAAGAAGAAGAAGAAGAAGAACAAAAAGGCGGAGCACGACGCCAACACACCACUCCAUGAGCACGUCAAGAAGCUCGAGGAGAGAGAGAAGAGACUCCGCUCUGAUAAGAAGCAGCUUGAGAAGACGGAACUCGAACUUGAAGACCGUCUUGAGAAGGCAGAGCAAGAGCUGCAGACGGAGCUUGUGAGGAGCAACCGCAUCCAGAACACGAACAACGCGCUGCAGAAAGCACGCGAUGAGCUCUUCAAAGAAGCUGAAGAUACGAAGGCCAAGCUCGAGGAAGCGAAUGCGCUUGCCGAGAAGCUGAAGGAGGAGCUCGACACCCGCGAGUUCGAAAGCCGCAAAUUCCGUACGGCGCUUGCAGCGGCUUUCAAGCUCCUGACGGAGCUUAAGGACCAGGUCACGCUUAAGAGCCUGCUGCACCGAACGGACCAUUUCCUGCGACUCAAACUUGGCCGGCUUGGCGGCAACGCAGGUGUUGCGCCGGCAUCGACAGCCCCGUCUGAGCAAGACGAAGCGAUCGAUGAUGCGUUCGGAACUGAAGAUUCGGAGGAUGACUGCGAUUUAUACGAGCCUGACGGAGCGGCAGUGGCUGCUGGCAUUCAGGCCGUUAACGAACGACAAGCUCCGUCUGGAAUGGAUCUCAAAUACGAGUCGGACUCCGACGACGACAAGCCGCUCGCGAUGCUGCUCCGCAGCGGCAACAGCCAGGUCGAGGAGUCUGCGGAUGGCCUUUCGGAUUCCGAUUCUGAGGAUAGGGCUAUGAUGAAGCUUCGGGCUCUCGCCGCCGACAAGAACAUGCCGCACUCCUCGUCCUCGGGUACGACUCAGACACCGGACGCGGCACCUACCUCGAAGAAGCAUCUGCUGCUGGAGGAGGAUCUUUGGGACGAGGACGAGGACGAGGCAAUCUUUCUACGACCUGCGAAGCGCGUCAAGUUUGAAUCAGACGUCAAUUGUGAGGCCGACGACUCAGCGGCGAAGAUGGAGAGGGACUCGCGCAAGUGGUUGUAG
Purpureocillium lilacinum is the source of this 1143-nucleotide messenger RNA. RefSeq lists its product as uncharacterized. Lineage: Eukaryota; Fungi; Ascomycota; Sordariomycetes; Hypocreales; Ophiocordycipitaceae. The record is from RefSeq and is a predicted model, not a curated record.